Messenger RNA from Ostrinia nubilalis (European corn borer), 3164 nucleotides. RefSeq names its product sodium/hydrogen exchanger 6 (gene Nhe3). The transcript is spliced from 17 exons. Gene Ontology annotation, cellular component: recycling endosome; plasma membrane. Gene Ontology annotation, molecular function: potassium:proton antiporter activity; sodium:proton antiporter activity. The record is from RefSeq and is a predicted model, not a curated record. Bases 218 to 2344 code for a protein of 708 amino acids. Lineage: Eukaryota; Metazoa; Arthropoda; Insecta; Lepidoptera; Crambidae. Gene Ontology annotation, biological process: regulation of intracellular pH; potassium ion transmembrane transport; proton transmembrane transport.
UGGAUUUUCACGAAAAAUUUCGUCGGAUCACUGAAAUUGUAAAAGUUCUUGAUGCUGUCCACAUAAUUUUAUUAAAUGUUUUUCACAAUCUGAAUCUUUAACUAGAUUAAAAGUGUUUUGUGUGGGGUUCUUCUGAUUGCGUCAAUACAUUGAGAUGUGAAGUGUUUUUUUAUUUACUUUAAAUUAAAAGUAUAGAUUACACCAGAAAACGAUAAACAUGCAUACUAUAAUUUUCCUUGGUGUCUUAUUACAUGCUGUAUUAUUUUGCUGUGGAUCGGGCACGGAUAUCGCAUUAGAUGCAAAAGCGACGUUGCUACAUCGCAUUGAUAGCUUGAAUCUUCUGAUUUAUACCUGCCUUCUUACCCUAACUGUUCUUACUAUAUGGGUAUUCAAGCAUCGUCGAGUGAGCUGGCUCCAUGAAACAGGAUUGGCAGUAAUUUAUGGCCUCAUCGUUGGAGCUAUCAUACGAUAUGCUGGCAGCACUAACCAGAUCACGCACAUUGAUGUGCACCCAGCACCAGACACCAAGUACAACUUGUCCGUGCCGCCUGAUGUCCUACGAUUUCACUUCCCCGACAAGUUGCAAGUAUCACAUGCUGGAGAUAUCCCAGUCCCAAAUAAAACCUAUGCUUAUAGCUUUAGAGGUGAAAUAGUGAAUAUAGAGCAAAAUGAAAUAGAUCUGAAAGCAACGUUUGAUCCUGAAAUAUUUUUUAACAUCAUCCUGCCUCCAAUUAUUUUCCAUGCUGGAUACUGUCUUAAACGGAAAUAUUUCUUCCGUAACUUAGGGGCAAUAUUAACCUUUGCGAUGGUUGGUACGGCUCUUUCUGCACUAGUGAUUGGAUCUCUAAUGUAUGGCUGCGUGCAGCUCAUGCCAGCGUCACUUGCAGCCAGCUUCACUUUUCUAGACACCUUGUACUUUGGUGCAUUAAUCUCACCCACCGAUCCGUUAACUGUCCUGGCUAUAUUUUCUCAGCUGAAAGUGGAUGUCAACUUGUACGCCAUGAUAUUCGGAGAGAGCGUCCUUAACGAUGCUGUGGCGUUAGUAUUGAGCGGUGCCAUACAAAACUAUGAAAAGAGGUACUCUAACGAUGGUGGCUUCGAAAUCACUGCGUUCUUGGGUGCAAUAGGAGAUUUCAUCGGGAUAUUCAGCCUUUCUCUCCUCGUCGGUGCUUUUAUGGGCUGUCUGACUGCAUUGAUGACAAAGUUCACGCAUGUCCGCGAAUGGCCGCUUCUGGAGUCUGCGCUGUUUGUUCUCAUGUCGUACGCCGCUUUCCUCAUCGCAGAAGUGUGCGAACUUACAGGCGUUGUGGCAGUACUAUUCUGCGGGAUUUGCCAAGCCCACUACACAUACAACAACCUGUCAUCGGACUCCCGUAACCGGACCAAACAACUAUUUGAACUGCUGAACUUCUUGGCUGAGAACUUCAUAUUCACCUACAUAGGGGUUUCGAUGUUCACCUUCCCGAAACACCAUUUCGACCCGUGGUUCAUCAUUGCUGGAUUUAUUACUUCAACCCUUGGCCGAGCCGUCAACAUCUAUCCUUUGUCGUUCCUGUUGAAUUUGGGAAGAAAACCGCCCAUCCCGAUGAACUUCCAACACAUGCUUUUCUUUUCUGGUCUCCGCGGCGCCAUGUCUUUCGCGCUAGCCAUCCGCAACACGGUGUCCGAAGCGCGGCAAGCUAUGCUGACCACCACUUCGCUGAUCGUUAUCGCCACCGUGGUUCUUCAAGGCGGGGCCGCGACGCAUGCGCUAGCUUACCUACGUAUUCCCACCGGAGAAAACCAAAAUGAUGAAAACGAAGCUCUUCCCUACCGCGAUGUUAGAAGUCUCUACCAGGCCACGGACUCCGGCGGACCGUCCACCGACAUGGGUUUCGGCCUUCGAAAUAUGGACCCAACGCAACAGUCCACUUGCGACAGAACUACAACUGGCAGCAUGGUAGUUAAGUGGGGCAAUGGCGCAAAGGGAGUGGUUAUGCCUUGGCAACUUAACUCGUAUGACGAGGGCGGUAGAGGAUCAGGCGACGGCACUGUGGGUGAAAAAGCCCGCCUCGCCAGGCUUUGGGGCGCUGUGGACUCGCGUCUGCUCAAACCCCUACUUACCCACGCUCGGCCCCCUCUCACUGAGACUCUGCCGGGUUUCAUGAGACCCGUAGCUCGAGUGCUGACGACCACCCACCAAUAUACACAAGGGGAUAAUACCCUUAGAAGAACUGAUUCUGAUUCUGAUCUCUGCAUUGAUGAAACACAACCUGUUCCUACAAGCAUUGAUCCACAGCAAAUUUGGCCUGGACUCGUCGACACACGGAUAUCGGUAGAGGGUAUCACCGGCAGUAAUAUUUAAUCGUACCUGCCAGUUAACAAAAUGUAAUAACAGAGUGCCACAUUAAAUAUAAUUAUGUAUUGUUUUUUUUAAAUAUCAUUCAAAUAAAAUAUUUUAAUGUAGUGCUGGUGCACUCUUUAUGUACAUUUUAUCAUUUUUAGAUGAGCUCCAAGUAUUUACUACCUGAAUGUGAUAUUAUAGUAAAUGUAAUGUGAUUUUUGUGACAUGUUGAAAAGACCAACAAAUAAUCAUUUAUUAAAUACUUUGUAUGUGCUCUACUAUCGUAAUUCAUGGCAGAUUAUGUCGUUCUUUCUAGUCUACUUUAGAAGAUGUAAAUUGUAUCAUCUAUCUAUAAUAUACUUUGAUGUAUUUUGCUAUUCCGCUUUUGACAGUGUCUUUAAAAUAUUUGGCUUUUUUAAAUUAUUAACCCAUUAAAUGGGCUUUAUAUUAUUUUAUGGUCAUUUGAAGUAUUUGAAAACCUUUAUAUCUGAUCUGAGCCCCGAUUACGGUAUUUUUUAACGUCAACAAUCCAGACACGCUUCUCGAUUCUGCGAUACGAUUGGUCGUUCAACAGCUUACGUCAUCUGUUUUGACCAAUCGUAUUGCAGAAUCAGAAACGCGUCUGGAUUGUAGACGUUAAAAGUUGCCGUAAUCGGGGCUCUGGGGUACGAUUCUCAUGCAAUCGAAGAUCGUUCAGAGGGUUUUAUUAGGUUUUUUCGACUAUUUACACCGUUUGUGCAUUCUCAGAAGUUCACAAUCGAAAAAGUUCGAUCGAAAACCACUCGAACGCUACGAGUGCUAUGUACCAGUCGAUAAUUAAUUUGUUAUAAAAUAGUCUCCA